This is a messenger RNA of Hepatospora eriocheir, 675 nucleotides long. The record is from the annotation of a GenBank genome assembly. NCBI's taxonomy places the organism in Eukaryota, Fungi, Microsporidia, Hepatosporidae.
AUGAAUUUUUCAACGUUAUUUAGAUUUGUAGGUGAUGGAUUAAUGAUAGCAAGUAGAGCUAUCACACUUAAGAAGUUAAGAUCUGUUAGAAGUGUAGAUGGACUAUCAUUAAAGACGGAAACUUUAUAUUUGAUGGUUUAUUUGAGUAGAUACCUGGAUCUAUUUCAUUUUUAUCGUGACAACAUGUUAGAUAUUUAUAAUAACGUAUUUAAGAUAUGCUUUCUAUUGUAUCAGUUCUAUAUGGUUAUUAAAAUAUUAGUAAAUGAUAGGUCUUAUAACAAGAAUAAAGAUAAGUUUCCAUUUAGUGUGAUCAUUAUUUUAAGUUUAAUAGUUACUUUUAUUAUUAAUAGAGAUGUAACUGAUCAUAAGAUUAAAGAAUUUUUCUACAGAUUUAGCUUAAUCCUAGAAUCAGUAGCUUUACUUCCCCAACUUUCAAUGAUACAAGAAUGUGGAGAGUGUGAAACAAUGACUGGUUUAUAUAUUAUGAUGUUGGGCAUGUACAGGAUAAGUUAUUUAGUUUACUUUUUACUAAAUAAGUUUGUUGUUAAGAAAAAUAUUAGUAGUUUACUAAUAAUAACAAGUUUAAUUCAAUCUAUUUUACACUUUGAUUUUAUAUUCAACCAUGGCAAAUCAUUGUUGGUGAAAAAAUCAACUAUAUUUACCAAUAAGAAGUAA